AAACGUACAGAAAAAACCGAAUUGACUUCAAAAAUCAGACAAGAAAACCUCUGCUUCUGAACCAAAAAAAAAAGAUCCCAGAAAUUCUCAAUGGAGUGGAAGAGAUUCUUGUCGAUCCCAGUUUGUAGUGUGUUUCUGUUGAUGGGUUUUGUUUAUUACAUAACAGUUUUCAUAUUCAUUGAAGAUUGGGUUGGGUUACAGAGCUCAGCUGGGACUUUGAAUGCUAUGAUCUUCACUUUUAUGGCUUCUUUAUGUCUUUUCUCUUUUCUCGUAUGUGUUUUAAAAGAACCUGGUUAUGUCCCUUCCCCUUAUGUUCCUGAUGUUGAAGGAGCUGCUGCCCCUCCACAUCAAGAACCACUCAAUAAUAGUUCACAACUGAGGCGAUGUGACAAGUGUGUUACAUACAAGCCUCCCAGGGCUCAUCAUUGUAGGGUCUGCAGAAGGUGUGUUUUGAGGAUGGAUCAUCAUUGUCUAUGGAUAAAUAACUGUGUUGGUUAUUGGAACUACAAGGCCUUUUUUAUAUUAGUUUUAUAUGCAACCAUAGCAAGCAUCUAUUCUUCGGUCAUGAUAAUCAGCUGUGCUUCUCAAAAGAACUGGAAUUUCAGUGGAAGAAUUCCUAUGAAGAUUUUUUUUGUUGUUUCUGGAGCAAUGAUGUUUGGCUUGAGCAUAACAUUUGGAACUCUUUUGGGUUGGCAUAUUUACCUCAUGUCUUGCAAUAUGACAACCAUUGAAAAUUAUGAAGGAAUACGUGCAGCAUGGUUGGCCAGGAAAUCUGGACACAGUUAUCGACAUCCAUUCAACCUUAGUGUUUACAAAAAUAUCACCUCGGUAUUGGGUCCAAACAUACUGAAAUGGUUAUGCCCCAUAGCAGUAAGCCAUCUAAAAGAUGGAAUGAGCUACCCGACUGCACAUGAUAGUUGAUAUAUAUUUCUGGGUUCGUGAUCACCUGUUAAGACAUUAGUGGAUUUUAUGCAAUUUUUAUCAUCAUGAAGGAUCUACUGUUUGUUCAUCAUUGAUGCGAUUAUCUGAUGUAGGUAGAGGCUAGACAGCUGACUGGAAGCAACAAGAGUGCUCUCUGGAUAAGCUUAUCACGUGUUUAACUUAAAGAAGAUGAUCGAUCAUACUUUUUGACAUACAACAAAAGUAGGAAUUUUUAGUGAGAUAAGCCACUGUUUAUUUAUAACCGCUAGAGUCCAAGCCAUGGUGUUGCCAUACGAAAGAUUUAUAAGUUGUACGUUAAAUUUUGUCAUGUAAUGUACAUACCAGAUUGUUUUCAGUUCAUGAAACCAAAUAACCUAGAACAUCCCUCCAAAGUUUCUUGUCA
Populus nigra (black poplar) is the source of this 1324-nucleotide messenger RNA. RefSeq names its product probable protein S-acyltransferase 15. The record is from RefSeq and is a predicted model, not a curated record. Gene Ontology annotation, molecular function: palmitoyltransferase activity. The transcript is spliced from 7 exons. The coding region runs from base 91 to 921 and encodes 276 amino acids. Lineage: Eukaryota; Viridiplantae; Streptophyta; Magnoliopsida; Malpighiales; Salicaceae.